Messenger RNA from Esox lucius (northern pike), 3490 nucleotides. It is a transcript of the gene papss1, whose product is annotated as 3'-phosphoadenosine 5'-phosphosulfate synthase 1. The transcript is spliced from 12 exons. Gene Ontology annotation, biological process: sulfate assimilation; 3'-phosphoadenosine 5'-phosphosulfate biosynthetic process. The coding region runs from base 151 to 2031 and encodes 626 amino acids. The record is from RefSeq and is a predicted model, not a curated record. Gene Ontology annotation, molecular function: ATP binding; adenylylsulfate kinase activity; sulfate adenylyltransferase (ATP) activity. Lineage: Eukaryota; Metazoa; Chordata; Actinopteri; Esociformes; Esocidae.
CUCACAACGGUUGUAGCUUCCUGUUGAAGAUUACUCCAUUCAAAGAAAUUUACCUGUUCUUGAAAGGAAUAGAAAACGAGUUAAUAAUUUAUUUAUUUCUAGGUAACACAACCCCUUUACUAGCGAGGAAACCUUUCAUUGUGGACCGUUAUGGAGACAUCCGGCAAUUCUCAUAAGAAACCGAAGCUGAGCAACGCUUCCAGCGAGAAUUGGGGAAUGCAGAGAGCCACUAAUGUGACUUACCAGGCCCACCAUGUAAGCAGGAACAAGAGGGGUCAGGUAGUGGGGACGAGAGGUGGCUUCCGUGGGUGUACUGUCUGGCUCACAGGUCUCUCUGGGGCUGGAAAGACCACGGUGAGCAUGGCCCUGGAGGAGUACCUGGUGUGCCACGGCAUCCCAUGCUACUCGCUGGACGGGGACAACAUCCGCCAGGGCUUGAACAAAAACCUGGGCUUCAGCCCCGAAGACCGUGAGGAGAACGUCAGGCGCAUAGCCGAGGUGGCCCGCUUGUUUGCCGACGCGGGGCUCGUCUGCAUCGCCAGCUUCAUCUCACCGUAUGGACGGGAUCGCGUGAACGCCAGGAAGAUCCAUGAGGCCGCGGGGCUGCCUUUCUUUGAGGUGUUUGUUGACGCGCCACUCGACGUGUGUGAACAGAGGGACGUGAAGGGCCUCUACAAGAGAGCCAGGGCAGGAGAGAUCAGAGGUUUCACUGGGAUAGACUCUGAAUAUGAGAAACCAGAAGCCCCAGAGCUGGUGCUCAAAACGGACUCAUGCAGUGUCAACGAGUCCAUACAGCAGCUCAUCGAUCUGCUGCAAGAGAAGGACAUUGUCCCAGUGGAUGCCUCCUAUGACGUGAAGGAGCUGUACGUACAGGAGAACAAGCUGGAUUUGGCCAAGGCAGACGCGGAAACGCUACCCGCUGUGCAAAUCGGAAAGGUGGACAUGCAGUGGGUUCAGGUGCUGGCUGAGGGUUGGGCCACGCCCCUUAAUGGUUUCAUGAGGGAGAGGGAGUUUCUGCAGUGUCUGCACUUUGACUGCCUGCUGGACGGGGGCGUCAUCAACCUGUCGGUGCCGGUGGUGUUGCCGGUGUCGGGGGCGGACAAGGAGCGUCUGGACGGCGUGACCGCCAUGGCCCUGGUGUAUGAGGGUCGACGCGUGGCCAUCCUCCGCAACCCAGAGUUCUAUGAGCACCGCAAGGAGGAGCGCUGCGCCCGGCAGUGGGGCACCACAUGCAAAGACCACCCCUACAUUAAGAUGGUGAUGGAGAGUGGAGACUGGCUUGUGGGCGGAGACCUGCAGGUUCUGGACAAGAUCAGCUGGAAUGACGGCCUGGACCAGUAUCGACUCACUCCCACUGAACUCAAGCAGAAGUUCAAGGAGAUGAAUGCAGACGCCGUGUUCGCCUUCCAGCUGCGCAACCCGGUGCAUAACGGCCACGCCCUCCUCAUGCAGGACACCCACAAGCGACUGAUCGAGCGGGGCUACCGGCGGCCCGUCCUCCUGCUGCACCCGCUGGGCGGCUGGACCAAGGACGACGACGUGCCGCUGGAGUGGCGCAUGCGUCAGCACGCCGCCGUGCUCGACGAGGGCGUGCUCAAGCCCGACAGCACCGUCGUGGCCAUCUUCCCCUCGCCCAUGAUGUACGCCGGGCCCACUGAGGUUCAGUGGCACUGCCGAGCCCGAAUGGUGGCCGGCGCCAACUUCUACAUCGUGGGUCGCGACCCGGCGGGCAUGCCCCAUCCGGCCACUGGCAAGGACCUGUAUGAGCCCUCUCACGGGGCCAAGGUGCUCACCAUGGCGCCCGGCCUCAUCAGCCUGGAGAUUGUGCCCUUCAAAGUGGCUGCAUACAAUAAGGUGAAGAGGGCCAUGGACUUCUACGAUCCCAAGAACCAUCAAGACUUUGACUUCAUCUCAGGGACCCGGAUGCGUAACAUGGCCCGUGACGGUCAGAACCCCCCUGAAGGCUUCAUGGCCCCCAAAGCCUGGAAGGUUCUGGUGGAGUACUAUCAGUCCCUGGAGAAGGUUUCUUAAGGUCAAACGUAGGUCAAAUCGGGGGGGGGGGGGGGGGGGGGGGGGGGAUCAGGGUCGUAUUCAUUAGGGCGGACCAUAGCGAAACGGUUUAAAAACGUCUCCCAACGAUAAAAGGGAACAAGCGUUUCUUAUUAGACAUGUCUGGAUAGUCCAUCGCUGCUUCUGCACGUUUUAUUUAGUCUCAUGCCUAAUGGAAACGACCUGGCUGUCCCCUCUGAAACACUUUAAAGAUGGGACCACUCUAUAGGCAUCGCUUCCCGUGUGCUGUGGCUCACCCUCAGACAUCAGCCUCCAAUACACACUCCUGUCUCCAUAGACUAUAACCGCUAGUUUUCCUCCAGUCUUAACACAGAGUACUGUAUUUUUACUGUCUUUCGUUUAACGGUUGGCUCGGCGAAAUGGCGUUGAGCGAGAUGCCAAGGCUUUGCCGUCUCGUGCACACACUCAGAAUCCGGAUGUGUGCACGGAGGGGUUUACAAGCGAUGUAACCGCGGGAUCAAACCGGCGCUCAGCGUGCCGCACCUACGCUCUCGUUGUGGCCACCAACCCCUGGCGCUGUUCACCCCGCGUGUCUGCGUUAUUUCGCUGGGACCUACCUUUCCGUUGUGGCGGUAAUUGGUUUUGCUAAUUGUGCAACCAUCCAUAUUUUAAGUGUUUUAAAAAGAAAAUGGAUUUGAAUGUUCUUUUUCCAAUGGUUUUAUUUUUAUUUUUUAUAUCGAUGCAGCAAUGUCCCUGAUAUUUAACAAAAUCUAGUUGUGUAUGAAAUUAACGACUUGUUCUAUGUCAGUGACUACUGUAUUUCAAAGGUCUGUGAUCCUGCUCAUUUCUUAACUGUAUGGCAAUAUGACGUACUGUGGACCAGUACACGCGGAGUUCAGUGUUUGGCUUUGACAGCUCGUCCUCCUUCACGCCAGUAAAAUUCAAGCCUUUACGUCAGGUUGUUCCCCUAACUGUAGCUUUGGUUUCAAUAGAAAUUUUAGGUGGUGUUGAGUGCCUUGUCUUUGUCAAUCGUCUCGCAAAGACAUUGUAUUCGCGUGUGUGCACGUGAGCGUGCGUGCGCACCUGUUUAAUCUCCCACUUGUCUCUGCGACAUUAAAGCGGUACUUUGGCAUUAUAAACAAUCUGUAAAGCGGAUAAGAACCGGAUGUUUGUACCUAAGAAAAAUACAGAUUUUUAUGGGAAUGUGAUGAACUAAAGUUUUAGGAAUAUUUGCUAACUGUUUUAAUAUUAGAUGUAUACCCCCCCACCCUUUUUUUCCAUACUGAGUUCUAAGUUAAGUAGCAUGUAAUAAACCUGAACCAUGUCUCACUGAAUGAUUAGUCUUUUUUGUUGUUGAUGUCAGUGGCCAAUGUUAUGUAUACUCUUUUUAGUUUCUGCUGGUUUAAUAAUAUUUUUAGCAUCUUCCAUUUGGUUGCUACUGUACACAAUUGAUCUGCUGUAUUAAAAAAAAAAGUUUCAA